AAAACCUGGCUUGCUCUUGUUUUUGGUUCUUAGGUCACUUGACAAGGUAAAAGAUCUUUGCUUUUGUCUCUUUUGGUUGGAAUCUCAAGUCUUGUUACCAUUCGAAUUCUUUCCUUGCUAGUUAGCUGUUUACUUUCUAGUUCUGCGUAAUCACAAUCACCGGAAAGACUAAUCCUUGAAAUUUGGAAACUUGUGGGAUUUGAUUGAUAAGAGUUGUAAAGAUGGCAAAUGACGCGGCUGCGUGUGCAGAAAGGGCUACAAAUGAUAUGCUGAUUGGUCCAGAUUGGGCUAUUAACAUUGAAUUGUGUGAUAUUAUCAACAUGGAUCCUAGUCAAGCAAAAGAAGCUGUGAAAGUGCUCAAGAAGCGGUUAGGAAGUAAAAACUCUAAAGUCCAGAUUCUUGCACUUUAUGCAUUGGAAACUUUAAGUAAGAAUUGUGGCGAAAACGUGUACCAGCUUUUCAUUGACCGUGAUAUUUUGAUAGACAUGGUCAAACUAAUGAAGAAAAAGCCGGGCCUGAAUGUGAGGGAAAAGAUACUAAGUUUGUUAGACACAUGGCAAGAAGCUUUUGGUGGACGUGGAGGUCGAUACCCACAAUACUACAAUGCCUAUAACGAUCUCAGGUCUGCUGGAAUUGAGUUUCCACCUCGAACGGAAAGCAGUCUAUCGUUCUUUACUCCACCGCAGACUCAGCCAGAUGAUGAUGCUGCUAUUCAGGCGUCGUUGCAAGGAGAUGUUGCUUCUAGCCUCAGCUUGGAAGAGAUUCAAAGCGCUGAGGGAUCAGUUGAUGUUUUGAUGGACAUGCUUGGAGCACUUGAUCCCGGGAAUCCCGAGAGUUUAAAAGAAGAAGUUAUAGUUGACUUAGUUGAGCAAUGUCGUACUUAUCAAAGACGUGUAAUGACUCUUGUGAACACUACAACAGAUGAGGAACUUCUGUGUCAGGGAUUGGCAUUAAACGAUAAUGUGCAGCGUGUUCUUCAGCGUCACGAUGAUAUCGCAAAGGUCAGCUCUGUUCCUUCAAAUGGAAGGAAUACUAGAGCUCCUCCUCCAGUUCAGAUUGUCAACAUCAAUCAUGAUGAUGAAGAUGACGAAUCAGAUGAUGAGUUUGCUCGGCUUGCUCACAGGUCUUCAAGUGAUAUCAGACCACCACCACCACCACCUACAAUGAGACCAGUACAUGGUAGUGAUUCGGGUAUGGUGGAUUUCCUUAGUGGGGAUGUCUAUAAACCUCAAGGCUCCUCCAAGCCUCCUCAUGCUUCUUCUUCUUCUCCUGUUUUCGAUGAUGCAAGUCCACAAAGCAAAUCCUCUGAGGUAAUUAGGAAUCUUCCACCUCCGCCUUCAAGGCACAACCAGAGGCAACAGUUCUUUGAGCAUCACCACUCGAGUAGCGGCUCAGAUUCCUCUUACGAGGGACAGAUCCGGAACCUUUCUUUGACAACUAGUGAACCGAAGAAAGAAGAGAAACCAGAGGAUUUGCUUUUCAAAGACCUGGUUGAGUUCGCCAAAACCAGAUAUGAAGACCAUCAUCCCAUUGUUGCUCUUUGCCGUCAUCAUACUCAUGACAUCAUUUCUGGCUCCGGUGAAAGUCGCUUGUUACGUGGAAACGCAACAACCACUCCCGGUGGUGCCAGGAUGCCCGGCGAGGCUUCAAAAAUGCUUAGGUGUAAUCAGAAAGAGCAAAAGGCGUUUUUGGUAAAGAACAACCUCCAGGUGCUCAACAUUUCCCUCGAUGGAGAAAUGCAAAUCCUCAUGGAUAGGAUCCGUACUUGCUACAACAUCAAGGGAGAUGUUGCUGAAGGUCAAGAAUCCGGUGUGAUUUCUACUGAUUUUACUUUCUCCAGCAAGAACCAGUUCUUUCAAAUUGGUUGCGGUAUUAUCUUCAUUGUGAACGUUGGUGUGCAACAACAAUCCACAUUCGACUGCGUUACAUAUUGCCAUUCCCUUGAUCAACUUAAUGAUGUAUCGUGUUUUCAUAUGGACGGUUGUUGUCGAACAUUUAUCAAUCCUGGAGACAGCAAGUUAAAGUUUGUAACACUCAUCAAUCCUUACAGCACAGACGUGUUUGACGUAAAUCCUUGCAUCUAUAGAUUUAUCGUUCAAGCCGGGUAUUACAAGUUUUCUGGACGAGAAGAUCUCAAAAACCUGCGGAACCUCACACAGUUUCCAGUGUUAGUAGACUGGAGUAUCAGUGAUUUGACAUGUGAGGAAGCUGGGAACACAACGUGCCAUCAGAACAGCGAUUGCAUCAACCGUAAAGAUAUCAAGGGGCAUACCUGCAAAUGUCAAGAGGGGUUCCAAGGGAAUCCAUACAUGGAACAUGGUUGCCAAGAUAUCGAUGAGUGCAAAUUGAGCAAUCGUCCUUGUGCCGAGCAUGAAACCUGUCGCAACACUGUUGGUUCUUUCCAUUGCAAGAAACGUAAAGAAUGGAAAAUCCUUCUUCUUGACAUGGAGAUCAUUCCAUUGAUGCUCAUUUCCGUCAUCAUACUCUUGACAUCAUUUCCGGCUCCGAUUAAAGUCUCCGGCAGGGGCGGCGGCGGCGGCUUUGUUGGUAGUGGGAAUCCUGGUGGUAUUGGAAGCGGCUAUUUUGGUGGUGGUGGGAAUGCUGGCCCCGGCUAUAGGGGUGGAAAUAUCCCUAGCGGCGGCAGCAUUAGGGAUGGGAGUAAUGUUGGCACCGGUUAUAGGGGUGGGGCUUCAGGCGGCAAGCCUUCGGGUGGGGGUGACACCGGUCCGGCAAUUGUGGUGAUUCCUAAGCAGCCCGAGGAACCUGUGAAGGUGGUGCCAACGCCAAUGCCACAAGUAUGCAAACCGGAAGUUAGAGAUUGCGUCAAUAAGCAUAUAUACGGAGCCGCCGGGGCACCUACAUACCGCGGGGCAUGUUGUCAGAAAUUUAGGACCUCAGUAUCAUGUGUGUGUAAAUUCCUUUUAUCCUAUGAUCCUAAGCUAAGCAAAGGUGCUAAUGGUGUACUUAGUGGUUGUCAUUAUUCUAAACCCAAUUGUAAUAAGUAUAGGAUGCCAAUGCCACAAGAAUGCCUACCUGAAGUUAGACAUUGCAUCAAUACACAUGUAUACGGAGGCGCCGGGGAACCUCACCAAGGCGGAGCAUGUUGUAACAAAUUUAGGCAAUCAAGAAGAUGUAUCUGUAAAUUCCUUGAGUCUCAGGAUGCUCACCUAACCAAAAAAUCUAGUGACGAGCACAUGGUGAGAGACUCGGCUAUGCUCCGGAUGGGUACUCUUCAUGGCUCUUCCAUCUCGGGCUGUGAUCUACGGGCCACAAGAUUGCAGCCCCAGAAAACUUUUGAGAAAUGUCAUGCCUAAUCACGGUCAGGAAGAUAGAAAAGGGUUUAAGAAAGCUGCAGCCUUUUAUGGCAAUGUCCUGUCUAAAUAAUCUUGCUUAUGGAGAGAGCUUUUGUUUGAGAAUGAUCCCAAGAUCUUGACGCAGGAUGUGAAGGACCCCAAUCUAUGGCCUGGACUACAAAGCUUCA
Messenger RNA from Arabidopsis arenosa, 3481 nucleotides. The record is from the annotation of a GenBank genome assembly. NCBI's taxonomy places the organism in Eukaryota, Viridiplantae, Streptophyta, Magnoliopsida, Brassicales, Brassicaceae.